AUGAAGAGCUAUGUUGAAGGUGUUACAGCGUCAGAAAGCAGUCCAGAGCGCAGACUUACGACAAGUAUACUCAGUUCAUUCAGAGCGGUGUACAAGAAAGGCUUGAGAGGGUUUCUGGAAGGUGGUGUGUACAGUCAGUCGACUCCACUUGCCUGUGCUGUACAAUGCGAUACCGAUCCACUGUGUCUGUCCUUCGACUUUGAGACUAUCACUCAAGACUGCUACAUCUCUCACACAGAUCGCUAUGCGCAUCCAGAAGCAUUUCUUGACUUCCCAACUGGAAUUUACUAUGAAUGGCAGGGAGUUGUGGACACUCCCGAGAUUGAGCCAAACGGUGGUCUAUUCAAUACUCAAGUGGUAGUUCGCCUUAUUACAGCCAAGCUGGGGGCAGCAAUUCACUACCGUAUCAUACCUUCAACUCAGCUCCAGACUACGAAUCUCACUACAACUGACUUGUUUGGUUCUGAUCAAAACUUCAGUAUCGCUGCAAGUGGAGACGUUAUCACACUUCCAACUUACUCUUGUAAAGUUUUCGUGAUUGCCGCUAAGGAAGGGAUGGACGACAGUGUCGCGGUGGUCUCCAAUGAGUUUAAAAUAUUUCCAUCCAAAUACGUUUACCUAGUGCCAUACUUCAACAGCAAUUUUCAUGGUUGUGUGACUCGAAUCGAGCUUGAUCUCAAGGGCAAGAAACGACCUCGUCCAGCGCGAUUCCUCGAGUUUAGCGACUACGAAACACCAAACGGUAUUGGUCCGUACGACAACCAAGUUGCUGUAAUCGACUUAGUGACUCUGGACUCGACUUUUAAAGGAUUUUAUGGUGGAUUUACUGCUUUUUCAAAGGUGCCAUUUGUGAAUGAAACCUAUCUAGUCCCAGCUGCGGAUGAUCCAAACUACAAUGCGACCGCGUGGCGAAUUGUGUUGAAAGCUCAAUACGCAGCUUCAGCGACACACUCAGGUUUCGGAAAACCCGCCGAGGUAGAACAAGACGUCGAAUAUUUGUAUUUGGUGCCAUAUUAUAACGGCACAGCGUACGCGUCUAAGAUACUUCGAGUCAUGGCUCUCACAUUCUCGACAACGCCGAUAGUGGAGAUACUUGAUUUGAGCACCGUUGAUCAAACUCUCAAAGGAUUUGGAUCAGCUUUUACCUACGAUUCCUAUGGCUAUUUAGUUCCUCGUGAGAAUGAAAACGGGCUGUUCGGGAAGUUAGUACGUUUUCGGAUCGAUAGUUUUACAACAUCAAGCGUCGAGGUGCUAGACUUGGCAGCUAUCAACUCGCGUUAUGUGGGUUUCAGCAGCGCGAUAACGUGGGACGAACUUACUAUGAACUUGCGCGAAUUCCCCAUUUCGAACUCAGGAUUAGUUGUUCGUGUUAACCUGAACACGUUCCGCGUUACUGGGACCCUCGACCUUGCACGCUUUCACCAAGAUCUAUGCGGAUUCAGCGGAGCCGUCACAGUGACACAUUUUGCUUACUUCGUGCCAUACAUGCGGGUAAAGCAGCCUGACUCGGAGGAGGUGAAUCCGUAUUCCGGUUUGGUGGCCCGUGUGGAUCUUCGCGACUUCACAUCGGUGCGGUAUCUUGAUUUAACUCUUGUUGAUAGCGGUUUGCGUGGAUUCAGGAGGGGCUUUGCGUAUCGCCAAUACGUCUUUUUGGUGCCUCAUCGCUCGAAAUUCUUCGACCUGAUGGGCCCCACGCAGUCUGGCAAAGUCGCACGAAUUGACACCAAUAAUUUCACGCCGAGUGGGGUAUCCUUUCUAGAUUUGACGACUGCACUGCGAAGUCAGGUCCCCGAUUUCGCCGACAGUGAUCUUCGAGGAUUCAAUGGGGGUGUUGUGUCGGGGAAAUAUGCUUUCUUCGUACCAUAUUUCAAUGGAGCUACAUUUUCAGGCAAGGUGUGCAGAAUCAAUCUGGAUAAGUUUGAUGAAGUGCAAACAUUAGAUUUAACUCAACUCGACAGCAACCUCCGUGGAUACAGCGAUGGAAUUCUUUCAAAGGUACAAGAAUCUCUCGAGGCAAACCUGUUUGAUGAGUUCCAGAUCCGAGUGGGAACAACAGAUCCGUAUGACUACACCUACUAA
Messenger RNA from Phytophthora nicotianae INRA-310, 2079 nucleotides. RefSeq lists its product as hypothetical. Lineage: Eukaryota; Oomycota; Peronosporomycetes; Peronosporales; Peronosporaceae. The coding region runs from base 1 to 2079 and encodes 692 amino acids. The transcript is spliced from 4 exons. The record is from RefSeq and is a predicted model, not a curated record.